AGCUUGCAGGCAGGGCGGGAACAGGGCAGGCUGCUGAGGGACAGGGCCUGCAGUGUUCAGGGAAAUGACAGAACGGUGGGUGUGGGCAGGAGCCAGGCCCAGGAAGCCCUGGGAGGGGAGGCCAGGGUAGAGAGCAGGGUGAUUCAGGCAGCAGUGCCCAGCACUGCCCCACCUGGGGCAGGCUAAGGCUGGACAGAGCGUGGCCUACCUAAAGGUCCGAGGAGGCCAGUGAGGGAGAAUAGGGGCAGCAGUGGGGUGGGCGUGAGGCCUUCUCACCCCCCGCUUCACAGAGGGCCCUACCGCAGGGGGCUGCCUUAGGCGUGGCUAGGGGCACAAGGGCUGCCCCUGCAGGAUUCAGUGGCUCCACCUCACUGGGGUGGGCAUUGGGGACCAAUAGGCAGGUGCGUGGGGUCUCAGCCAGGCAGGAGGGAGGCCACCUGCAGUGUCUAGGCGGCUCUGAACUCCCUGCUGCUGGGCUUCAGCACCUCCAGUCCCCCUCCCUGUCACUGGCGGUGGGGUAGGCAGGUGCGUGUUGGGGGUGGCCAGCUCCCGUUCAAGGGGUCGGGUUUCCAGGGUAACCUGGCCUCUGAACCCUGUGCAGAGCCUCACGCAUCCGGAUCCGGUAAUCUGACUCUCUCUCCCUCCCCCACAGGGCUGUCCCCAAGCUCAGAAGCCGGGAGUGGCCUUGGCCCUUAGCCCCAGGGGGCGGGGUGUGGGAGGGAGGCUAGCACAAGCUGGGUUUAGAAUGCCUCAGGGAGGAUACGGCCGGCACCCUCUCCCUCUCCCUCCUCCUCCGAGGGUCUUCCCUUUCCCCGGACUUAGCACGGAGACCUCUGCCCCCCCAGCUGCAGAAGGGGGUAUGUCCUGAGGUAACCAAACUUUGCCUUGGUUGUGACCUUUGGUGCACAGGGCAUGCUGAGGGCUGUGACCCCGCCAGGGAUCAAGGAACAGAAGUGCUGCCUGGAGUGGGAGAGGACUUCUGGAAGGCGUCCUAGACUGGGAGACUUUGAAACCAGGCCUUGAAGGCUACAUGGUUUUUCCUUCGGCCCAGAAGAGAAGGGAGUCCUAGGCAGAAGCAGCAGCAUGCGUGAAGGCAUAGCCGGACGAUGAGGCAGAGGAGUUGUGUGUGAUGGCAGAUAGAGAGGGCAGAGAGAUCAGAGAAGGCGAUGUGGUGGACGUGUACCAGCGGGAGUUCCUGGCGCUGCGCGACCGGCUGCAUGCGGCUGAGCAGGAGAGCCUCAAGCGCUCCAAGGAGCUCAACCUGGUGCUGGACGAGAUCAAGAGGGCCGUGUCGGAGAGGCAGGCGCUGAGAGACGGUGACGGCAAUCGCACCUGGGGCCGCCUGACGGAGGACCCACGACUGAAGCCUUGGAACAUGUCGCACAAGCACGCUCUGCACCUGCCCACCGUCUUCCACCACCUGCCGCACCUGCUGGCCAAGGAGGGCAGCCUGCAGCCGGCCGUGCGCGUGGGCCAGGGCCGCACUGGAGUGUCGGUGGUGAUGGGCAUCCCCAGCGUGCGGCGCGAGGUGCACUCCUACCUGACGGACACGCUGCACUCGCUCGUCUCGGAGCUGAGCCGGCAGGAGAAGGAGGACGCGGUCAUCGUGGUGCUGAUCGCCGAGACUGACCCACAGUACACCUCGGUGGUGACAGAGAACAUUAAGGCCUUGUUCCCCACGGAGAUCCAUUCCGGGCUCCUGGAGGUCAUCUCCCCUUCCCCCCACUUCUAUCCUGACUUCUCCCGCCUCCGAGAGUCCUUUGGGGACCCCAAGGAGAGAGUCAGGUGGAGGACCAAACAGAACCUCGAUUACUGCUUCCUCAUGAUGUACGCGCAGUCCAAAGGCAUCUACUACGUGCAGCUGGAGGAUGACAUUGUGGCCAAGCCCAACUACCUGAGCACCAUGAAGAACUUCGCACUGCAGCAGCCCUCAGACGACUGGAUGAUCCUGGAGUUCUCCCAGCUGGGCUUCAUCGGGAAGAUGUUCAAGUCACUGGAUCUGAGCCUGAUUGUGGAGUUCAUUCUCAUGUUCUACCGAGACAAGCCCAUUGACUGGCUUUUGGACCAUAUUCUGUGGGUGAAAGUCUGCAACCCAGAGAAGGAUGCGAAGCACUGUGACCGGCAGAAGGCCAACCUGCGGAUCCGCUUCAAGCCAUCCCUCUUCCAACACGUGGGCACGCACUCCUCGCUGGCAGGCAAGAUCCAGAAACUGAAGGACAAGGACUUUGGGAAGCAGGCACUGCAGAAGGAGCACGUUAACCCACCGGCUGAAGUGAGCACGAGCCUCAAGACAUAUCAGCACUUCACCCUGGAGAAGGCCUACUUGCGCGAGGAUUUCUUCUGGGCCUUCACGCCUGCGGCAGGGGACUUCAUCCGCUUCCGCUUCUUUCAGCCACUGCGUCUUGAGCGGUUCUUCUUCCGAAGUGGGAACAUUGAGCACCCGGAGGACAAGCUCUUCAACACGUCUGUGGAGGUGCUGCCCUUUGAUAAUCCUCAGUCGGACAAGGAGGCCCUACAGGAGGGCCGCUCAGCCACCCUCCGGUACCCCCGGAGCCCUGACGGCUACCUCCAGAUUGGCUCCUUCUACAAGGGUGUGGCAGAGGGCGAGGUGGACCCUGCCUUCGGCCCCCUGGAAGCACUGCGCCUCUCCAUCCAGACAGACUCUCCGGUGUGGGUCAUUCUGAGUGAGAUCUUCCUGAAAAAGGCUGACUAAGCCAAGGGCUCCUGGCUGCACUUCACUGGCCCUGAAGCCCAAGAGACCUGGGAUGUCUGGCUGCUGCCCCUGGAGGGCCAGUCCAGGCGCCGCCACCCCAGCCUGAGGGGUCCUGCCUGGUGACCGCUGGCGGCCUGGGGUCUCUGCUGGCCUAGAGGCCCCAGGAGCUGGUGCUGCCCUGCGCCGGGCCACAGGAGUAGGUAGGCAGCCCCCACACUGUGCCUGAGGCCGGCCCUUGAGGCCUGGAGCAGUUCGCACUUGAGGCCUGGAGCCAGGCCGGUGGAGAAGAGCUUCUUCCUGGGUGCCAGCUGUCUCCGGCGCGAACACUGGAAUGCAUAUACUACUUUCUGUGCUGUGUUUUUUAUUCUUGGAUACAUUUGAUUUUUUCACGUAAGUCCACCUAUACUUCUAUAAGAGCGUGACUUGUAAUAAAGGGUUAAUGAAG
This is a messenger RNA of Diceros bicornis minor, 3158 nucleotides long. It is a transcript of the gene MGAT4B, whose product is annotated as alpha-1,3-mannosyl-glycoprotein 4-beta-N-acetylglucosaminyltransferase B. Gene Ontology annotation, cellular component: endoplasmic reticulum; Golgi stack; endoplasmic reticulum-Golgi intermediate compartment. Gene Ontology annotation, biological process: protein N-linked glycosylation. The transcript is spliced from 15 exons. Bases 1130 to 2713 code for a protein of 527 amino acids. The record is from RefSeq and is a predicted model, not a curated record. Lineage: Eukaryota; Metazoa; Chordata; Mammalia; Perissodactyla; Rhinocerotidae. Gene Ontology annotation, molecular function: acetylglucosaminyltransferase activity.